AGAGGGGUUUCAGUCUCAGCCCAAAGCUUCUAACAGGCACAUCCCAUUCUUGAAGAGAGGGGGACCGAGAGACACUCGCCGUGUCCAUGUUUUUUCCUGUCAUGCCCGCACGAACCUGACUGUACCCCUCAGACUUCACCAGAAACGCUUCUUCAUAUCGAGGAAUUUACACUGCAGAGGACACUGGAGGAGACGCAACCACAAAUGCUUGCGUUCCCUUAAAUAUGUAGCUAACAAAUAUUAACUGAACGACUGAUUCCGCUAACGGCUCUGCGUAAUUUUUGAGAGACGAGUGCAGGACAUGAUCUGCACCUGACCAGCCUCGUGUCUUCAUUGAAUGGACUGAACAGCACGAGAUAAAGUUCGUCGCGCGCUUGAAGAACUUCUGUACACAUCGGAAGCACUGCUUUGAACGGAUAGCAAUCUUUAUUAAUUCCAAUUUACGCUACAUAAUCAAGUCGAGACGGCGACCUCAGUCGAUUAUCUUUCCUUCCUUUGCUAUCCCAUGGAUAUUCACUGCAAAGCAGACCCCUUCUCGGCGAUGCACCUAUCCCAUAUAGGGCACGGCGGUGUGAACCAGCUAGGGGGGGUGUUUGUGAAUGGCAGACCCCUACCUGACGUGGUCAGGCAAAGAAUCGUGGAGCUCGCGCACCAAGGAGUCAGACCUUGUGACAUCUCAAGACAAUUACGGGUCAGCCAUGGCUGUGUCAGCAAAAUUCUCGGAAGCUAUCAAAAGGAUCUUAAAAGAUAUUAUGAAACCGGCAGUAUUAAACCUGGAGUUAUUGGGGGGUCCAAACCAAAGGUGGCGACGCCCAAAGUUGUGGAUAAAAUUGCAGAAUACAAGCGCCAGAAUCCCACAAUGUUCGCCUGGGAGAUCAGAGACCGACUUCUUGCCGAGGGCGUUUGUGACAAUGACACCGUACCAAGUGUUUCAUCUAUAAACAGGAUCAUUCGAACCAAAGUCCAGCAGCCUUUCCACCCAUCCUCGGAUGGCACGGGAACGCCUCUCACCACAGCAGGACACACUAUAGUACCCAGCUCGGCGUCCCCUCCUGUGUCAAGCGCUUCCAACGACCCUGUGGGGUCCUACUCUAUUAAUGGCAUCCUCGGGAUCCCUCGCUCCAACGGCGAAAAGAGAAAACGCGAUGAUGUUCUCUGGAGUGGCAACCACUUGGAUGGGAGGAAAAUAGGAUAUUAUGGUUCAGAUGGCUCUGGCCCAAACAGUGAUUCUCAGGGUAGCGUGGAGAGUUUACGGAAGCACCUGAGGGCCGAUGCCUUCACUCAACAGCAGCUGGAGGCUCUGGACCGCGUGUUCGAGCGGCCGUCGUACCCUGACGUCUUCCCCACGUCAGAGCACAUCAAGCCAGAGCAGGCUAAUGAAUAUUCGCUACCAGCACUGAACCCUGGACUGGACGAAGUCAAGCCCAGUCUGUCGACCAGCGCCAAUUCAGAUUUGGGCUCCAGCGUGUCACAGAGCUACCCGGUAGUGACAGGUCGAGACAUGGCCAGCACGACCCUACCAGGGUACCCACCUCACGUUCCCCCCACUGGGCAGGGCAGCUACCCCACCUCUACACUUGCUGGAAUGGUGCCUGGAAGCGACUUUUCAGGAAAUCCCUACUCUCACCCACAGUACACAACCUACAAUGAAGCUUGGCGGUUCAGCAACCCCGCGUUAUUAAGUUCCCCUUAUUAUUAUAGUGCCGCAUCCCGGGGCUCCGCCCCUCCCACUGCUGCCACUGCCUAUGACCGCCACUAGUUACCAUGGCAACCCAAUCAAACUGCAGGACCAUGGCCGCGGCCUCCAUAUCGUACCAGUCUGAAAGCCGUUAAAGUCAGAGGGAUUGAAGAAGGCUACACAAUCUUCAGUUUCAUGGGGCCGAGAUCGGAUUAGGAGGGUCGAGCAACAGCGCCCCCCCACCCCCCCCCCACAGACAUCAACUAUACCCCCCCACAUCAUCGACACUAAGGCUCUCGUUCUCUAAAUCACUGAACAAUGACUGAACUAUGUCCUGAAAGACUUCUGAAAGAUUCUACAAAAAUAUAUAUAUUAUACAAGAUAUAAAACAAGACGAACCGUGUGAAGAAUACAAAGUAACAAUUGAUGUGUUGUUGUUUUUUUUCUCUCUUUAAAUCAAUCAAUACAUUCCUCUACAUGCUGUAUUUAGUAUCGCUAACAGUUCACACACAAGGUUGCCUGAGGCCUUUAAAGUAAUUUGCCCAUGUCCUACCAUUUCACGAGUGUCUUACCUCUCACGGACGGAACAGCAAUGUGUACCACUCAGUUGAGCAUAAAAGGAAACUGCCCAGUUUUCUGUCAAACAGAACAGCAAAACAGUUUUCAAAGCCAUCACUGACUCAUGGUAUGAUUUAACAUUUUCUGUGAUACACAAUCAAAAUGGGGGAAAAGAAAAUAGAAAAAAGAAAAAUCAGGUCAUCAACACCGGAAAGAAAAACUGUUGCUGUUCAUGGCCUGAAAAGAAAUCAGUAUAUUAAAUUAUUGUUUUGGUUUAGCUGAUGGUUUGUGUGCGUGUGUGCAUUUAUGUGUGUCAUACAUUUUUCGGAUUUAUCAUGUGUAAUAUCAUUGGUGCCGCUUUUCUCGUUUGCACUAUUUUGCAUCACUGCAUUUAUAAGUACAAAUGAAUCACAGUUAUCUUCUGAAGUUUGUCAGAUUACAUGUUAUAUUUAAGUACAGAGGUCUACUCUAACCGAUGGAGUAACAACAACACUGGACAAAAAAUGACAAAAGCUGAUCAUUUUUUAUUUACAAACUAGUCUUUGUUCCUUUUAAGGAUCCAUUUGUUUCACACUAAGGGACAACAUUUCUAUAUUGUGGACCUGAGACAGACCUACUCUGGCUCAAAAAAAAAAUUCAUUAAUUGUACAACAAAUGCCUUACAGCUUUUUUCUCUUUUUUUUGCUAUGGUCCUGAGAGGUAGACAUGCAUGUAACCCUUCUGUGGUUCAACAAACAUUUCUCUAAAUGCUAAGUGGGAUAUCAAGGAAAGGAAUGAAAACGGUCCAUACACACACUGGAAAUGUAAAGUGAAUGUACUUUAUACCACGUUUGCCAAAGACUUAGUUUGAUAUUUAAUAUUUUAUUUGCUGUAUCUGUCAAUAAAACAGUAUUAUGUUUUAAUAUUAGUCAAUACUGAUUGUAUAUGUGAUAAUAAAACAAAAGAACAAGAUCCAUCUUAGCCCCACAGCGAUGUACACACACGAAAGGUGAAUUCUGUUACUUAAAGGUAUGUCAUUUGCAACAAAAUGCUGCUUUGUAGAAUGAUUUGUGUAUAAUGUGAAAACAAUUCUAUGUAUAUAAGAUCACCUACAUUUCACCAUCGCAGUAUCGUACUAAUUUACUGAUUCCAUUUGUAGAUAUGAGAAUUGAAAGAAAAAAAGAUUGACAUUACAUUUGUGUCUUCAACGUGUUGUGCUUUGCUAAAACGCACAACGAAAAGUUUGAAACCCGCCCCCGGGUUUCAAAUGCUGUCACCACAUGUGCGGCUGUCUGUAUGUUUUGGUUUGGUUUUUCUUAACUUGUUCAUACUGUUUAAGUCUCUAUGCAAAUUGAGUAAAAUGGUAUUCUGUAUUCACCUUUAUUGCUGCAUUUUAUUUUUUAAUUUUAAAUGAUCCCUAAAUCCUGUAUAAAGGAUAAGCCUGUAGAAAUUAACAAAUACAUUUCACAUGCCUGGAUUUGUGGAUUGCUUUUGUACUUUGAACCUUGCCGUAUUUUCAACAUACAAUUGAACAUAAUACUAAAUGAUGCUUUCUUGCCAACACAGAGUUAUUUAUUACGAGAACAGAUCCUUUGAUAAGUCCAAAUUCAUCGCAUGCAAUGGAAAAUCAAAACAAGUGUAUGCAUACACACAUGAAUGUACACACAGAACAGCCACACAUUCUAAUUCAUACACACAGGGAAAAUAUUUUGGGCAAUUGUUAGGUUAAACUAUAGUCCCGAUUACAAUAAAGCACGCUUCUUCAUUUUAUGAGAAGCAAACAGCAGCAGAGGAAAGGGGGGUCUUAAAAUAUGUAUCACAACUGUCAUUUUUUAUAAAGGUUAGAAUUUCUGAUGAAAAUAUGUAACAAAACACACAUGGCCUCAGCCAUCUCUUUAUUCAACCUCUGUCCAGUUCUUUUUUUGUGCAUAUGAGAAAUAAAUUUUUUGUAUGUCAGCCUGUGACCGUGGUGG
This is a messenger RNA of Triplophysa rosa, 4188 nucleotides long. It is a transcript of the gene pax2a, whose product is annotated as paired box 2a. Lineage: Eukaryota; Metazoa; Chordata; Actinopteri; Cypriniformes; Nemacheilidae. Bases 506 to 1759 code for a protein of 417 amino acids. Gene Ontology annotation, molecular function: DNA-binding transcription factor activity, RNA polymerase II-specific; RNA polymerase II cis-regulatory region sequence-specific DNA binding. The record is from RefSeq and is a predicted model, not a curated record. Gene Ontology annotation, biological process: anatomical structure development; regulation of transcription by RNA polymerase II. The transcript has 12 exons.